Messenger RNA from Didymodactylos carnosus, 1005 nucleotides. NCBI's taxonomy places the organism in Eukaryota, Metazoa, Rotifera, Eurotatoria, Philodinida, Philodinidae. The record is from the annotation of a GenBank genome assembly.
AUGGAUUGGUUAACAGCUAUUGACGAACAUUGGCUACAUUCGUCUCCGUGGUUAAAAGAGAAAACAUCAUCAUACGCUUCAUUCGACGCUAGCUUUCGUGAUUACGCAUAUCCAGGAAUUGAUCAUCUGAUAUCAUCGAACGCAAUUGGCAAUAUGUUGGAUAUAUCUGAUUAUUAUUCAUCUUCAUCCUUUUAUUCAAAGCCAUUAAGGAGAAAGGGAUUUAGUCGUGAUUACGAGACGUUGAGUUGCAUUGGCAUUGGUGGCUUUGGUCGUGUAUGCGAAGGAAGACGAAAAUAUGACAAUGCAUCAGUCGUUAUCAAAUUUUUACCCAAACCAGCUAUUCUUAACUGGGGAUCAUUUGAAGGCAAACGUGUACCAUAUGAAAUUGAAAUAUUAUGGAGAUUACGAGGUGUACCCGGAGUAAUAAAAAUACUAGAACAUUUUGAAGAGAAAGAUCGAUUUAUAUUUAUAAUGGAGAAAAUACCGAGUAGUAUCACACUUUUUGAAUAUGUCAUGGAAAAUGGACCAUUGGCAAAUACUGAACUAUUGAAACAUAUUAUAGUUGAAAUAAUACGUAUUAAUAUUACAUUACAAAUGUACGGUGUAUGGCAUAGAGAUUGUAAACCAGAAAAUAUUCUCUUUUGUAUGAAUGACAGAUCAUUACGCUUUAUCGAUUUUGGAUCAGCAGCACCGAUGCAGUCAGGCGACUUUGGAGAAUUUCAGGGUACUUUGGAAAUUAUGGUUCCAGAAUGGAUAAUUCAACGUCGUUAUAGUGGUGAAGCAGCAUGUGUAUGGACCAUUGGCAUAUGUUUAUAUUUUUUAUUAUUUCAACAAUAUCCUUUUCGUUCCAAAAGUGAAAUCAUGAAUGGACGAAAUUGGUUAUCGUUUGUUAGUAGUACGGAUAAACAGGCUAUGCAUACAUUAAAACUAUGUUUAAGUUUUAAUGAAAAUCGACGCCCACGUUUAAAUGAGCUACAACAACUUUCAUGGCUAGCAACUGCAUAA